AUGCUCCUCGGAUCAGGACCAACACUGUCACUGCUCUGUCAAGGCAAGAAGAAACUCACGCCAGCGGAUCAGCUAGAGCUCUAUCUUCAGCAGACUCUGCUCGGCUGGGUAAUUGGAGGAAGCGCGCCAACGAUGCAGCCGGUGCGUCAACGCGUAUGCCACGCACUCAGCACUUCCAGCCUUGAUGUCGAUCUCACCAAGUUCUGGGAAAUCGAAGAAGCCGACGCCACUCAAUCUUCAACCAACGAUAAUUCAGANGUGCGUCAACGCGUAUGCCACGCACUCAGCACUUCCAGCCUUGAUGUCGAUCUCACCAAGUUCUGGGAAAUCGAAGAAGCCGACGCCACUCAAUCUUCAACCAACGACAAUUCAGAAUGCGAGCAACACUUCCUGGAGAACGUCAAACGCGAUAAUUGCGGCAGGUACAUUGUCGCUUUGCCGUUCAACGGAAAAAAGGCUCUGAUCGGGGAAUCAAGAUCACGGGCUUUUCGCCGACUGAAAUCAUUGGAACGAAGGCUGGAUGGUAAUGCUGAACUCAAUACACAUUAUCGUGCUGUCAUCCAGGAAUAUCUCGAUCUUGGCCACCUCACAGAUGUCACGGAGAGAGACCUAUCCCAGUUUGGAUACUAUUUGCCACAUCAUGCUGUGAUAAAAGAGAGCAGCACUACAACCAAAGUCCGUGUUGUCUUUGACGGAUCAUCAAAGACCAGCACCGGAGUGUCUCUGAAUGAGACCCUACAUGUCGGACCUACAAUCCAGGACGACAUAUUCUCUCUCCUUCUCCGCUUCCGUCUGUAUCCAUAUGUGCUUACAGGUGAUAUCGAGAAGAUGUACAGACAAGUUCUCGUACGCCCUGAGGAUAGAAUAUACCAGCGGAUUCUGUGGCGCCAUGGAAAGGAGCCAGUGAGAACAUUUGAACUCAACACGGUGACGUUCGGACUCUCGGCAGCUCCAUACCUAGCGAUUCGAUGUCUUCAUCAACUUGCUAGCGAUGAAGGCCAUCGGUAUCCAGUCGCAGCAAAGGUACUCCAGCGCGACCUAUACGUCGACGACCUGCUCACUGGAACACAGACACGAGAAGAAGCUAUUCAACUGCGAGAAGAUCUCAAUAACCUGGUGAAGCUCGGUGGAUUCAACCUCAGGCAGUGGGCCUCCAAUGAUCCAUCAAUCUUGAACGACUUGGCACCAGACAGUGUCAAUCAGCAUCUGCAAAUUGGAGACUCUACCACCUUAAAAACUCUGGGGGUUUUUUGGAACUCAUCAGCAGACACUAUCACGUACGCAGCCAAGAUAUCAACGAAUGCCAUAAUUACCAAGCGCUUCGUUUUAUCGGAAACUGCAAAGAUCUUUGAUCCUCUUGGACUUUUAUCACCAAUUUUCAUCAUACCCAAGAUGAUCAUGCAGAAACUCUGGACGCUGAAGAUAGGCUGGGACACACCACUUCCAUCUGAGGUUCAAGAAGAGUGGCUCCAGUUCUACGAUCAACUUCAUUUAAUCAGCAAGGUGACCUUUCCACGCCUUGCACUCCAAGAAAAAUUCAGGGAAAUCCAACUUCAUGGAUUCAGCGAUGCCAGUCAAGAUGCCUAUGGAGCCUGUGUCUACCUUCGUUCAGUGGGAAGCAAUGGGGAGGUCAACACUGCACUGCUAUGUGCCAAAUCUCGUGUUGCGUCUCUCAAACAAAUUACCAUUCCGAAACUCGAACUCUGUGGGGCACAGUUGCUCAUUAAACUCAUCCAAGGUGUCAAAAAGGCCAUGAACAUCAACAUCGAUCGGACUGUCUACUGGACUGAUUCCACCAUCGUUCUCCACUGGAUCCACACACCAGCACAUCAGCUACAGACCUUUGUCUCCAAUCGCGUGGCAGACAUUCAAGCAAAGUCUGAACCAGCUGAGUGGAGACACGUAAGGACUCAUGAGAAUCCAGCUGAUCUCGUAUCUCGUGGACAAGACAUCAAAGACUUCAUCACCUCCAACAUUUGGUUCGAGGGCCCUUCAUGGCUCCAAGCAGAUCAAAGCAGCUGGCCAGUUCUGUAUCUCCAAUUCUCAUCCCCGCCAUUGGAGAUCAAGAGGAGAUUCUGCCAUGUGGCCUAUAGUAGACGACAGCAACAUUCUCUGGAAUGGUAUUCUUCAAUUUUGAAAUUGCGAAGGGUAAUUGCUUUUUGCCUACGCUUUAGAACAAAAAGGAAGGAAUCCCUCACGGCAGACGAAUUGAUCGCCGCUCAACGUGGCAUAAUAUAUUGGCUACAAGCAGAGGCUCUCCACCCCCUCAAACGUGCUCUCCAAGAUACUGAGGACAAACGAUCAAAAAACGGAGAAUUGGCUAAGGUGUCCAAGCGGAGCCCAUUCCUGGACAAGGAUGGACUCAUCAGAGUGGGAGGCAGACUGCAAAAUGCAAUGAUUCCAUAUGGACAACGUCAUCCGAUCAUUCUACCCAAGUCUCAUCCAGUCACCAAGCUCAUCAUUGAGGAAGCCCACGUGUCUCAGUUACAUGCUGGCCCUCAAGCAACUCUUUAUUACAUCAGGCAACAGUAUUGGCCACUGGACGGUCGAAACUCCGUGCGUAGCACUAUUCACAAAUGCGUACGAUGCACGAGGCUGAAUCCACCAGCGGUCGAUUACGUCAUGGGCAAUCUACCAACAGCCAGAGUUACGGAGUCCCGCCCGUUUACAAAUGUAGGUGUUGACUACUGCGGUCCCUUCUUCGUCAAGGAGAAGAAAUUUCGGAAUCGUGGCCGUGUCAAAAUCUACGUAGCAGUUUUCAUAUGUCUAGCCAUAAAGGCCGUCCAUCUUGAGGUUGUAAGUGAUCUCACAACGGAGGCUUUUCUGGCGGCCCUACGGAGAUUCAUCGCCAGACGAGGAUGCUGCCGAAACAUCCACUCGGACAACGGCACAAACUUCGUUGGGGCCAACAACGCGCUAAAGGAGAUCUAUGAACUCUUCAAGUCUGAAGAGCAUCAGAAGACAGUCCAAUCGUGGUUGACUACAAAACAGAUUCGAUGGCACUUCAUCCCUCCCUUAUCACCACACUUUGGGGGUUUAUGGGAAGCAGCCGUAAAGUCCUUCAAGUAUCACCUGUAUCGGAUCAUCACGGACGAGCUGCUCACCUUCGAAGAAUUCAACACUCUGGUCAUCGAGAUUGAAGCAGUAUUGAACUCUCGGCCGUUGACUCCAAUGUCGUCCGACCCUAACGAUUUGUUGGCCCUUACGCCUGGCCACUUUUUGAUCGGGGAGUCGCUCACUUGA
Diachasma alloeum is the source of this 3243-nucleotide messenger RNA. RefSeq lists its product as uncharacterized. The record is from RefSeq and is a predicted model, not a curated record. Gene Ontology annotation, molecular function: nucleic acid binding. Gene Ontology annotation, biological process: DNA integration. Lineage: Eukaryota; Metazoa; Arthropoda; Insecta; Hymenoptera; Braconidae. The coding region runs from base 1 to 3243 and encodes 1080 amino acids. The transcript has a single exon.